Messenger RNA from Trichophyton rubrum CBS 118892, 1479 nucleotides. RefSeq lists its product as uncharacterized. Gene Ontology annotation, biological process: Golgi localization; retrograde vesicle-mediated transport, Golgi to endoplasmic reticulum; endoplasmic reticulum to Golgi vesicle-mediated transport. The coding region runs from base 1 to 1479 and encodes 492 amino acids. Gene Ontology annotation, cellular component: COPI vesicle coat; cytosol. Lineage: Eukaryota; Fungi; Ascomycota; Eurotiomycetes; Onygenales; Arthrodermataceae. The record is from RefSeq and is a predicted model, not a curated record. The transcript has 3 exons.
AUGCCGCGUACGAGAAUAGAGGCAUUGCUGGCCUCAUUCCCUAAGCUGGCAGAUUCGGGCACACAGCACACGAUCGUUGAGCAGGAUAAUGUCCGAUUUGUUUAUCAGCCUCUCGACGAGCUGUACAUCGUUCUCAUCACAAAUCGCCAGUCCAAUAUCCUUCAGGACAUCGACAGUCUACAUAUAUUUGCCCAGGUCGUGUCUAGCAUUUGCAAGAGCUUGGAUGAGAGGGAGAUCGUCCGCAGCGCGUUUGAGCUUCUGAGUGCGUUUGACGAAAUUGUUACUCUGGGAUACCGAGAGAAUCUGUCUUUGUCACAGAUUAAAACUUUCCUCGAGAUGGAGAGUCACGAGGAACGAGUCCAGGAAAUAAUUGACAGGAACAAAGAAUUGGAGGCAACAGAAGAACGAAAACGCAAGGCGAAGCAACUUGAGAUGCAGCGCAAGGAAGCCGCCCGAAGCGGGAGAGCUAUGGCUCCGCGAACUCCAUCCUACCCUACAUACACCCCGCCUGUCCGAUCAAGCGUUCCGGAUGCAAUGGACUCAUAUGAAGCCGAGAAAAAGAAGACAUUUUCGAAGCCCCUUGUCACUAGAGGCAAAGGAAUGCAACUCGGAAAGAAGUCCAAGACCACUGAUAUCUACGAGAAAGUACGAGGUGAACUUGGUCCCGAAGCUGAGGAUGCACCUCUUGUCGCACCAAGUCCCGCUGCUGCUGCGGCAGAAGCCCCGUCCACAAGAGCAUCGUUAUCCGCAGAGCGUGAUCCAAUCCACAUAACUGUUGCCGAGACAAUGUCCGCCAAACUAUCCCGAGAUGGCGCCUUGAAAUCAUUCGAGGUCAAGGGUGACCUUCAAUUGCGCAUUUCUGAUACUUCUUUCACCAAGGCCAAACUUGACUUGACUGCAAAUGCAACGCAUGGCGCCCAGUAUCGCACUCACCCAAAUGUUGACAAAGCACUCUUCUCAAACCAAAAGGUUAUUCAGCUAAAAGACACGUCUAAGAGGUUCCCCGCGAACAACGCAAUCGGUGUACUUCGGUGGCGUAUUGCAAGCAGCGGAGAGACAGACCUGCUACCCAUCACUUUCACCGUGUGGGUUAAUAAGGGUUCUGAUUCGACUACUGUUACAGUGGAGUACGAGCUCACUGGCUCGGAUAGCUUGCAGGAUGUCGCCGUCACCAUUCCGUUCCAGACAGUAGAGCCAACUAUCACCAGCUUUGACUCCAAUUACGAAGUAACAGGCGACACCCUGGACUGGAACAUUGGACACGUCGAUACAUCUAAUUCUUCUGGCAGUUUUGAGUUCGAGUCGUCUGACCCCGAGAGUGACGAGAACGAGUUCUUCCCUAUGAAUGUCCAGUUUACCAAGUCAACAUCAUUUGCGGAUGUCGACGUUCGUUCUGUGUCGUUAUUAGAUAUGGAGGGUGAAUCAGUGGGUUUCACUCAGGAUGUCAAGUGCGUUGCCGACGGCUAUACCAUUGAGUGA